UUUACAAAAUAAUAUAAAUUAUUAUUUUGGUUUUUAAAUAACACAUUUUAUUUAUUUUGUUUUGAAUAUAUAAAGUGUUGUCAAGUAUGGGUCCUCCACCGGUUGUUACUGGCAUUUCUCCAAAAGAAGGCCCUCCCGGAACAAGAGUAACUAUUCGUGGGGAGUUUCUUGGAUCCAGUCCCAGUGAUCUAAUUGGAUUAAAAAUAUGUGGGUGUGACUGUCUUUUAUCUGCGGAAUGGAAGAGCAAAAAUAAAAUAGUCGCCAGGUCGGGCCCGUGUAAGGGUCGGGGUGAUAUAAUUGUGACGACUAAAUCGGGAGGCGAGGGAACAUCUACUGUGCAAUUUAGAGGUUAUCAUGAGUCUAUAGGACCUGUUAAGGAGAGUGCCGUGUGGGUGGAAGAAGCAGCUCCACCUUCCCUACCAUGGGGUAGGAGACCAAUGUCCCCCACUGUUUAUACCCCUCCAGAUCCCUUGGGUCUCUCCACUGAGGGAGAUGAGAGCAAAUUCCCAGAAGAAGAACUUAAUGAGCUGUUUCCAGAAGGAUCAGGAAAGUUGACAGAUGAAAGUUUUCAACCUCUGUGGUAUCUUUUGGAGCAUCACAGCAACACAUCAUUUGAAGAUCUCAAAGCUGGAAUGGUGUUUUUGCAGAGAAAGGUGGAGGGGCAGAAAGAGGGGCAACUCAGUUUCUUAAAAGCUAAUACAGGAGCUGUGAUGGAUCAACUAGAUCGCUUGGUUUUACUGAAAAAUAUGUUUGAAGAAGAUCAGAGGAAGAAUGGAAAGGAACCUCUUCUAAGUUUACAAGCGGCUAUUGAGGAAUCUAUAACACUUGCGGACUCAUUAUUCUCUGAGAUACUGGCGCGCAAGGAUCACGCGGACAAAACGCGCGAAGCAUUGUCUCUGUUGACUCGGCACAAGUUCCUCUUCCAACUACCCGCGUCCAUCGACAAGAACAUCCGCAAAAAGGAGUAUGAUCUAGUCGUAAAUGAUUACACUAGAGUGAAGAAUUUGUUUGGAAAUACUGAUGUCAAGCUCUUCCAAAAAAUCCUUGGUGAGAUUGAUAAAAAGAUUGAAGAGUUGAAAGUGGACUUACACACUAGAAUGGUCACAAUGCCUUGUAAUGUUCAGGAUCAAACCAAAUAUAUCAGGCUGCUUAUCAGUUUGAAUUGGAAUGGAGACGCGGCGUGGGACGCCAUACUUGCCCGCAAAGAGUAUCUUAUGUGUCUUCUGAAUAAAGUUAAGGAUCAUUUUAAACAAAAAGAAGAACAGGAAACGAAUGAUAAAGGUCGUAAGUCAGGGCGUGACUCUGGCAGCGGCGUGUGGGGGGCGGGGCGCGGGACGUGGUGCGGCGCGGCGUGCGGCGCGCUGGCGGCCGAGCUGCACGCGCUGUGGCCGCUAGCACGACGAUACUUCGCCGAUUUCGCCGGCACGACAGCUGACCCGCAACGCCAGGACCAGCUGAAGGAGAUGAUAAUCGCCGCCGUGGAGCUGUUCUCGGAGCACAUGCGGGCGUGCCUGUUGCCCGCGGGGGGCGGGGCCGGGAGCGGGGCGUCGAGCGGGGUAGGUGCGGACGUGAUCCGCGCGCGCCUGCUCGCCAACCUGCAGUACUUGCGCGAGGCGUACGACUCGCUACUCAAGUUGGAUCUGCCGUCACAGCCGCUAGCUAUAGUGGAGAAGAUAAUAUUCGAGUACCGCGUGUUCGGCAUGACGGUGUUCCUGCAGCGCGCGCACCGCCGCGUCAGGGCGCUGCCGGACAAGGAGACGUGGCGGAUCAGGGAGUACACCGACUACGGCGCUAUCACCGACCUCCCGCACCUCCUCGAGUCGUACAUAGACGAGGCGCUAUCGUCCAUCCACAAGUGCGUGUCGUGGGGCGGGCGGCGCGAGAGCUCGCUGCUGGGGGCGGGGGAGCCGCGCGCCGCCCUACACUCCCACACGCAGCAGAUCCUGCUGGCGUACGUCGCCGUGCUACAGGACCUGGCGAUGCAGGACGCUGACCAGGAGUUCAACAAUACGAGUUUAUCCGUGGCGCUAGAGCAGCGUGCUGAGGAGCGGGGUGCGGCGCGGGGUGGAGCGCGGGGAGGGGCGGGGCGAGCGUGGCAGCAGCGGCUACUGUUGGCCGCCGCCAACGCGCAGCGUACGCGGUUGGCGUCCUUGCCGCAUAUAGCUGAGACAUUCGAAAGGUUCGAGUUCCCAAAGCCAGCACUAGCACUGCAGACCGCUGAGGAGGCGUUGAGCAACUUGGAGUCGAGUAUCGCUGAGACGUAUUUGGAGCACAAGGGCGACCCACUGGUGGGCACGAUCGAGCCCAGCAUGUACAUGGGCCAGCAGAGAAUAGACCCCGACACGGUGGUAGAGGACGCGCGCCCGUAUGUGUACGAGAUCAUAAACAACUUGAUUGCCGUCCAUGCUGAGGUGGACAGCAUCUGCGGCGGGGGCGGCGGGGGCGGGGGCGGUCGCUACGUGCGCAACAUCUGUGAGACGGUGUGCGACAUGGUGUGCGAGGAGCUGGCGCGGCUGCUGCGGGGGGCGGUGCCGCCGCGGGCCCCCGCCUUCCGCGCCCGACUCGAGCUGGCGCUCCUGCAGGCUGCCUGCGUGCAACACCUCACUCCGAAGGCUGAGAAUUAUUUGAGUGAGACUUUGAAAACCAUUCCACCGCUGGAAACUCAGGAGGAGAAAAGACGCAUGGAAACGCUCCUACAGGGCAUCAAACAGAAGAUGUCUCUACAACUCGCGAGCCUCAACUGUAACGUCGAAGUCAUAUAAAUCACAUUGCGAAAUGUAUAGAAAACUAUAUUAGGUGAGCCGUGAGACUAUUAUGAAUUAUAAUUAGACUAGACAGGUGGCUUUGGUAGAUAGUAAAUAUUAGAAAGUAUUUAUAGAAAUACUUGUUAUAUUUAUACCUAUAAUUGAUAUGUUUGUAAAAAAAAUAUGCCGGUCUCAAAGCAAUGUUUAAAGGAAAUAAUAUUAUGUAACAUAAAGUAGUUU
This is a messenger RNA of Aricia agestis (brown argus), 2984 nucleotides long. RefSeq names its product exocyst complex component 2 (gene Sec5). The coding region runs from base 87 to 2762 and encodes 891 amino acids. Gene Ontology annotation, cellular component: exocyst. Lineage: Eukaryota; Metazoa; Arthropoda; Insecta; Lepidoptera; Lycaenidae. The transcript is spliced from 17 exons. The record is from RefSeq and is a predicted model, not a curated record. Gene Ontology annotation, biological process: Golgi to plasma membrane transport; exocytosis.